Messenger RNA from Phoenix dactylifera (date palm), 1079 nucleotides. Its product is annotated as peroxidase 1-like. Gene Ontology annotation, biological process: hydrogen peroxide catabolic process; response to oxidative stress. Lineage: Eukaryota; Viridiplantae; Streptophyta; Magnoliopsida; Arecales; Arecaceae. Gene Ontology annotation, molecular function: peroxidase activity; heme binding. The record is from RefSeq and is a predicted model, not a curated record.
AUGGUUUCUCAAGAUUUCUCUAAGAACUUGUUUCCUUUGGCCCUUGUGCUGCUGCUGCUGCUGUUUAGCUCGGCAGAAGCGCAUGUGACAUAUGGGUUCUACAAUGAUACAUGUCCCCAUGCAGAAGCCAUAGUUAUCCGGGAAAUGGCGAAGGUCAUGGCAAAAUCCCCAAGACUCGCUGGCCCUUUGUUACGGAUGCACUUCGUUGACUGUUUUGUUGCGGGUUGCGAAGCUUCUAUUCUGCUGAAUUCUACUGAAAAAUAUGUGGCCGAGAAGGAUGCACCCCUCAAUAUAGGCCUUCGUGGUUUUGAUGUCAUUGAUGCUAUCAAGGUUAAGCUGGAGAAAACUUGUCCGGGUAUCGUCUCCUGCGCGGACAUCAUUGCUAUGGUAGCCAGAGACUCGGUGUUCUUGAGCCAAGGACCAUACUAUGAAAUACCGUUGGGCCGGAGAGAUGGAAACAGAUCUCUAGCCUCAGACACCUUGGGGAACCUGCCGCCACCAGACUCAAACAUCACUCUUUUGAAAGCUUUCUUCACCAAAAGAAAUAUGACCGUCAAGGAUAUGGUUGUUCUUUCGGGGUCGCACACCAUUGGGAUUUCGCAUUGCUUGUCCUUCUCGGACCGCCUCUACAACUUCACGGGAAAGGGCGAUAUGGACCCGACGCUGGACAAGAAGUACGCAACCAUGUUGAAGAGCUUAUGCAAGCCUCAUGACUUGAUGAGUGCUGUGGAUAUGGAUCCUGGGAGCUCUGGGAGAUUCGACUUGCGCUACUACAAGCUUGUUUCCAAAAGGAAGGGGCUUUUCGUGUCCGACGCGGCCCUCCUUCAUGACAGCGAGACCAAAGCAUACGUCGAACGCCAGGCCAAAGCGAAGACCGCAGAGGAGUUCUUCCAUGAUUUCGCUGUGUCCAUGAUUAACAUGGGAAAAAUUGGAGUUCUCACCCAUCAGAAAGGUGUGAUUAGGAAGAACUGUGCUUUCGUUAAUUAGGCCGCCUGGGUUGCAAAAUGUUUCAGGUUUACGGAACUGAACUUGUUUUAAUAAUACUGGAAAUUAAUCCACUCCAUGGAUUCCAAGGUUAU